AUGCCGUUCCCAACUGAUGCCGCUUGGCCUGCUGGCCUGCUCAAGAUCUUCGAGAUAUGUCGCCAUGAGCUCCAGCCUCUCGAAAAUCGUUAUUAUGGGCCAUACAACAAGCUGCUCACGUACUGCUUUAACCCCGACUCGUUCGAGUUCUUUAUCGCUCCCCAAAGCCCUCCCAGGGAAUUCUCUCCCCGCGACACCGUUGAUUUCGCCGUAUUUUUAAUCGUCUUCGAUAUUCAACGUCGCCCAGUACUCAUCGCAGAAAUCAAAGACGACGCCUGGGCCACCAGAGCCGACCUACGGUUCAAAGCAGAUGAUCAAAUACGUCACCGGUACGACUCCAUGCUUGACGAUUGCCCCUUGCCUCGCUUGUGGGGAUUGAGCUUGCUCGGAACGUCUCUGCGCGUUUACUGUGGCGAUGUUGCUACCGGUGCCGUUGAGCCUGUGUUCGACAACCGCCCAAGCCCUGGCCGCACUCUUCCUCGCAAUUUUCUCGAGGGGGCCUGGAAUAUCGACAUUCUUUCUCAAGAAGGGUUCGAUAAGAUGAAAGAGAUUGUCGGGAAUAUUGUUGGAAAUUAG
Cyclocybe aegerita is the source of this 576-nucleotide messenger RNA. The record is from the annotation of a GenBank genome assembly. Lineage: Eukaryota; Fungi; Basidiomycota; Agaricomycetes; Agaricales; Hemipholiotaceae.